GUCGGGGUGCUUUGAAUGGGAUUUUCCGGCUUUUUGGCCGAAUGGGGUUGGACUGGAUGGCCCACAAGGUCUCUUCCAACUCUGAUUCUACGAUUCAAAAGCAGGCUGCCUUGGAGUCGCAGCUCGACCUCUGGGUGUGGGCGGUCCCAAUGCGGGAGCCCCCUGGCGGGAGUGGGCGGGCGCCGCUCUGGGAGCGCAGGUGGAAGCGCAAGGAAGAGCGGCCUCCCUCAGGAGAGCCCCGCCUCAGGUGGCGGCAGGGCUGGCUGGGUUUGCCUUCCACGGGGUAGGAGGCUCGCUUUCUUGUGGGUAGAAGGCGGUGUCCCCUCGCGGGGGGACUCUGUCGAUUGGACCCACAGGCACGACGCCCUCCCUAUCCUCCCGGCCAUAGGUUUUGCUUCUGAGCUGGCUUUCCAUUCUCUGGGCGCGGUCCGGAACUCCCCUCAGCCUGAAAGAAGAAGUCGUAUUUCAGUUGCAAAUGGACCUGGCCAGCGAGAAGCUAAGGAAGGAGCUCGAGGAGGAGUUGAAACUUGGCACCGAGCAGCUGCGCAGCCAUGCAUGGUACCAUGGCUGCCUGCCACGUCGGGUAAUAAGCCCAAAGAGGCAGAAUCCCUGCUGCAGGAUGACGGUGACUUCCUCAUCCGAGAUUCCCGUUCCAGCCAAGGUGACUAUGUCCUGUCGUGCUUCCGAAGUGGUCAAGUCCUGCACUUCAAGAUCAUCCGUGUUGUGCUCCGCCCCCGAAAAGGCUAUUCCCGCACCCUCUUUCAGUUUGAGCAGGAGCAGUUCGACAAUGUGCCUGCUCUAGUGCGCUUCUAUGUUGGCAACCGGAAGCCCAUCUCAGAUGUCUCAGGAGCUGUGGUGUCCCAUCCAGUCAAUAGAAACGUACCUCUUCGGUGUAUCAAGGAGCGCUACAGUGACACUGGCCAGCCCCCUGGACCAACUAAGAAAGAUGAGGCACACUUGCGACGGCUUAGCUUUCGUGCUGCCCCAGUUGGGGAUGAAACAGGAGAAGGAAACUUAAUCCGAAUGAAAGAUCGAAGUGGAAGUGACCCCAGUAGCCUAGACCAGCUCGGACAGAGACCUUCCUUGCAGAGUGCCCAGUCGGACAGCAAUUUACUGUCAGGCAGCCCGGAAGCUUUAUCUGGGACUCAGGACCGAAGCCAGCUCCCGCCCUUAUCUCCUGCAUUCCGCACCGGAAGUGACCCUGUCCUGCGGGCAAAUGCUUCAUUGCCUCACCUGUUGGGUGGCCCAGCAUUGAGUGGCUCUGAAGGGCGACUCCACUCCAAGGCUCCUCCCAAGCCCCUGAGGGCCCCAUCCAUGCUGGUGAGCGACUACUGUGAACUGGUCCCCAGGCCUCCUGAUGGCCCACGAAGCCACGUGGAACGCCUGCGGUUGGAAGAGCGGUGGCAUGGUCGGGCCAACAUCACCGAGACAGCCUUUGGGUUCCUGGACACUGAGGCAACCCCUUCUCCCCUGCCCCACUUGGUGGAGGCUGACGAGGAAUCAGAAUUUGAGAGGCCCCAGAUGAACGGAGCUGCCUCUUUUCAGCCCCAAAACUUCCAUUCGCUCCUUUUGAGUCCUGACAACAAGCCCCUGGAGUCCAGCACUCUGAAGCGCCUCAAGGAGAUCUUUGCCCAGCAUGAUUGCCGCACAACAGCCCUUCAUGUUCUGCAGAUGGACUGCCAGGCUGCCAGAAUCAUUGAGGUAUCCAGGGAGCAGCGACGGGCAAUGGGGGUGAGCUCAGGCCUGGAACUCAUCACUCUGCCUCAGGGGCAUCAGUUACGCCAAGACUUGCUGGAAAGGCACCACACCAUCAUUCUGGGCAUUGCUGUGGACAUCCUCGGUUGCACGGGAGCAGUGGCUGAGCGAGCGGCCACGUUGAGCAAGAUCAUCCAAUUGGCUGUUGAACUCUGGAGGUCAGCUGGAGACCUCUUUGCUUUCUCGGCUGUGAUGAAAGCCUUGCAGCUACCACAGAUCACACGAUUGGAACAAACAUGGAGGCACCUGCGUCAAAGCUACACCCAGAGUGCCAUCAUCUUUGAGAAAGAACUGAAGCCUCUCAUGGGACGCCUGAACCGGGCUGAAGGGAAUUCAGUCUCCUCCCCAAAGGAGGCUGCAGUUCCCCACAUCCUGCCCUUCCUCAGGCUUAUGGAAGGAGAAGAAUUGUGGGAGGACAGUGGAGACACAUGUGAUGUCCUUCUACAAAUGCUGGAAGCUGCCCGCUUCAUUGCUGCCAAUGCCAAUGCUUUUCGAGUCAGUGCUGAGGCUAAACUCCAAGGGUUCCAAGCUACUCCAGAGCUCCUGGAAGCAUUUCAGACAGAAUUCUCCCUUCGUCUAUUCUGGGGCAGCAAAGGAGCUGAGGCAGGCCGGGCUGAGAGACACAGGAAAUUUGAACAGAUCCUGACUGUCCUUUCGCAGAGACUGGACUAAAAAACUCAUGGAAGACUAAUUUAAUUCCUCUGGUACACCAGCUGGGAAUGGAAAAGAGAAACAAAGGGAAGGGCCACCCACUGCCGGAAGAAGGUGCACACUGAGCUGAAACCUCGGAGCAUCCAGGCACUGAAUGGGGUGCUGCCUGCACUUACCAGAGAUACAGACACUUUCUACAAGAGGAAAAAAAAGCCGCCUUUCCUUAGAGCCAGGACAGAAACGAUGGUGCAUUCCCCUGAAAUGUGGUGCCUUGUUUUUGCUAAUACUAGCAGGUUCUGCAAAGGACCUGGUAUACAAUCAGCAAAGGAAUGGGCAGCCCUUGAUUGAUAUGUGGUGUGAAAAGUACCGCUGUCUCUAUCUGCUGCAGAUCAGAACUACGGGCAGAGGCCCAAAUCUGCCUUGGUAGCAAUUGUGACCAUGGAUUGUAAGAGUGGAAAGAAUUACUAAUUUGGAAAAGAAUAGGAUACGUUGCAUCUCUAUUUACAGUCUGUUGUUGCGGUUUCACAUGUCGUCAGUACUGUUUUAUUUUAAAAAGCAAGUUGCUUUGUGACUCUCAGCACCUUAAAGAGUAUGAGGAGAAAAUGGAAUGCACCUUAAAGUGGGGGGCAGAGUUUGGGCUUUCGUUAUCUCCUUUUGUUUUCCAGACAAAACCUCUUAUAAUAAUACCUCUUAGAGCAUUUGCUCAGUCUAGGUUUUGGUACCAGAAAUGGGGUGCACCAUAAAUCUCUAUAAUCCUUCCUUU
Messenger RNA from Anolis carolinensis (green anole), 3169 nucleotides. RefSeq names its product breast cancer anti-estrogen resistance protein 3 homolog. NCBI's taxonomy places the organism in Eukaryota, Metazoa, Chordata, Lepidosauria, Squamata, Anolidae. Gene Ontology annotation, biological process: small GTPase-mediated signal transduction; positive regulation of peptidyl-serine phosphorylation. The record is from RefSeq and is a predicted model, not a curated record. Gene Ontology annotation, molecular function: phosphotyrosine residue binding; guanyl-nucleotide exchange factor activity. The transcript has 10 exons. Bases 16 to 2427 code for a protein of 803 amino acids.